CGCGCUGAUGCGUGUGGAAGUUUCUCACUUUCUUGUCUGUCUGAGGGAAGAGAGAGAAUGACGUCCAGUACAAGACUCCGAGGCUUGGAGCAAUAGCCAUAACUAUCAUCUUUCAAGGUUAGAAAAACUUCAUCGUCUGCCUGCCCGUAGAAAAAAGGGACAAAAGAACAGAAAAAAGCCAACUUUGACGCCUUAUUUGUUUGGGUUCUUCCUCUCUAUUUCACAUCCGGGCUAGUGUUAGCUAUCGGUUUCAGUUGAGGUAGUAUGUAUGGAAGCAACAACAUUGCAAGUGCAAGCUCUAGCUCCAGUUUGAACAGCAGCUUCCAGGAUACAGAGGAUGACCAAACCAUUGCAAGCAUCUUGGCAGAGGAAGAACAAUCAAAACUGGAUGGCAGGCUUGGGAAGAGGCUCUCCCAUUUGGAUUCCAUCCCUCAUACCCCCCGGGUUAAUGGGGAGAUUCCUGAUGUAAAUGAUGCAACCUUGGACCAUGAGCGGCUGUCUGAAAGGUUGGUCACAUAUGGGUUAGCUGAACUGCAGAUGGAGGGUGACGGGAAUUGCCAGUUUCGAGCUUUAGCAGACCAGUUGUUUCGCAAUCCUGACUAUCACAAGCAUGUAAGAAAGCACAUCAUCAAGCAGCUAAAGCAUUACAGAAAAUUAUAUGAAGGUUAUGUCCCAAUGGAGUACAAAAGCUACCUAAAGAAGAUGAAAAAAUCGGGUGAAUGGGGAGAUCACGUAACUCUACAAGCAGCUGCGGAUCGAUUUGGAGCCAAAAUCUCUUUACUGACGUCUUUCCGAGACACUUGUUAUGUUGAAAUCCUCCCCAAAGACCAGAAUCCCACUAAAGAACUCUGGCUGAGCUUUUGGAGUGAAGUGCACUACAAUUCAUUAUACGGAAGUGGAGAUGUUCCCACCAGGGUAGCCAAAAAAAAACAUUGGCUUUUCUAGAAUUAAAGCAUCGUUCUGGCCAGCGAUUACUGACUCAGCGGACAUGUACCUCGAUGUCGUUACACAUGAUCCUCGGAUGGAACCUUAAUUUUUUAUGUAUGCAGGCUUUUAUAUUUCAGUUUUAUUUUUUUCGAAAAUUAUUUUGUGUGUAAAUAUGCAUUAAAAUUUGAUUCUGCAGUUACUUGGUUUCCAAACUUCUAAUGCACAGAACAGAAAAUUAAAGACUUUGAUGAUCA
This is a messenger RNA of Juglans microcarpa x Juglans regia, 1181 nucleotides long. Its product is annotated as OVARIAN TUMOR DOMAIN-containing deubiquitinating enzyme 11-like. Gene Ontology annotation, biological process: protein deubiquitination. Gene Ontology annotation, molecular function: cysteine-type deubiquitinase activity. The transcript has 10 exons. The record is from RefSeq and is a predicted model, not a curated record. NCBI's taxonomy places the organism in Eukaryota, Viridiplantae, Streptophyta, Magnoliopsida, Fagales, Juglandaceae. Bases 265 to 945 code for a protein of 226 amino acids.